AUGUCCUCUACGGACACAAAUCCCGCCCGAACCCCUCGGCUUGAGCAAGCCAUUACCAACCCAGGAUCUGUCAAGAUCAACGUCAAGGGCGCCUUUAUCGUCGACGAUGACCCCCGUUCCAAGAGCCCUGUAAGGGCCGAUGGCGUCCAUUACGAGGGCCAGGAUAUUCGUUUACCUCACCACACAGGCGUUGUGAGCCAUGUUGCCGUCGAUAUUGGAGGCUCACUCGCGAAACUGGUCUACUUUACACGCGAACUGGACUCACCGGACAAUGGCGGGCGGCUGAACUUUAUUAACUUCGAGACCGAUCGGAUACACCUUUGCCUGGAAUUCAUCAAACAACUCAAGGAAGAGCAUCGGGGCCUCAAUGGGGGGUCGAAAGAGGAAUUAUGUGUCGUGGCUACUGGUGGCGGGGCCUACAAAUAUUACGACAAACUCAAGGAGACUUUAAACGUGAAUAUCAUGCGAGAAGAUGAAAUGGAAUGUCUCAUUACGGGGCUUGAUUUCUUUAUCACCGAAAUCCCGAACGAGAUAUUUACAUAUAGUGAGACCGAGCCGAUGCAAUUUGCCGAGGCCCGACCGGAUGUGUAUCCAUACCUCUUAGUAAACAUCGGCUCCGGAGUUUCCAUGAUCAAAGUGUCAGGGCCAAAGCAAUUUCAACGUGUUGGCGGAACCCACUUGGGUGGUGGAACGUUUUGGGGUAUCAUGUCAUUGUUAACAGGCGCCCGAACCUUUGACGACAUGUUAGCAAUGGCGGACCGAGGAGACAACAGUGGAGUGGAUAUGCUAGUCGGUGACAUCUAUGGCAUGGAUUAUGGCAAGAUUGGUCUGAAGAGCACCGCUAUUGCAAGCACUUUUGGAAAGGUAUUCCGGCUACAGAACGAGGCGCAGCACAAGGAGAACGAGGAGGGAACAGAGAAUGGCGAACAUGCCGACGACGAUUUGAUGUUUAAACAUGAGGAUAUGAGUCGAAGCCUACUAUAUGCCAUCAGUAACAACAUCGGACAAAUCGCUUACCUCCAGUCUGAGAAGCACCAAGUCAAGCAUAUCUACUUCGGUGGCUCUUUCAUUCGUGGACACCGUCAAACGAUGAACACACUGUCAUACGCUAUCCGUUUCUGGUCCAAGGGCGAGAAGCAAGCGUACUUCCUCCGCCAUGAGGGCUAUAUCGGCGCAGUUGGCGCAUUCCUUCGCCGGAAGCCAGUCAAUUGGGGCCGCAGAAGCAGCAUUGACGAGCAUACAUCUGCUAAUGGAAUCUGA
This is a messenger RNA of Aspergillus puulaauensis, 1260 nucleotides long. Its product is annotated as pantothenate kinase. NCBI's taxonomy places the organism in Eukaryota, Fungi, Ascomycota, Eurotiomycetes, Eurotiales, Aspergillaceae. The record is from RefSeq and is a predicted model, not a curated record. The transcript is spliced from 4 exons. Gene Ontology annotation, cellular component: cytosol; nucleus. Gene Ontology annotation, molecular function: ATP binding; pantothenate kinase activity. Gene Ontology annotation, biological process: coenzyme A biosynthetic process. Bases 1 to 1260 code for a protein of 419 amino acids.